AUGUCACUACUGUUCGUACAAUUUGUCAACAAGCUGCCCGGGGCCCGUGCCAACACCUUCGCCCACUCCGAAACCUCCAAGCGCCCCGUAGUGUCGUCGUUCGUGCUCGCACCGUCCGACGCGUCCGUCACUGUCUUCGUACUCGUCUCGGUGCUCAUCAAGUCACCCAACUCGUCCUUCUCGGCCUACUCGCCCUUCUCGUCACACACACCACUCGUUGUCGGCCCCGACUGGCUCUGUUCGCUUCCACUUGCUCGCUCCGUGGCAAAUUUGGCACUGAGCGACUGCGCCAGCCGCCACUGGUUCACUCGCCGCUCUCUCGAAGCAGUGGAUCGCCCUUGGUGGGUUCACCGUCUUCGUCCCUUCAUGGCGACUCCUCAGCUAAAGAUCUCCAAUGAGCAGUGCACGUCGCUCGGCACGGCUCCGUUGGUCGUGGUCGGUUACUGUCUCCUGCCGCUCAUCAGAUCUUCGUUGUUCUUCCUCGCCGUCACAACUUCCGUCUGCAGCGCCGUGAUGUUCUCUAGUGAUACGCCACUGUUCGCCACCGCUCCAUUCAGGCAGAAGACCAGCUCUUACGGUCAGCUUCUGUUGGACAUGUACUACGAUUUGGCAAUCAGAUAA
Molecule: messenger RNA, 621 nt
Organism: Phytophthora infestans T30-4
Lineage: Eukaryota; Oomycota; Peronosporomycetes; Peronosporales; Peronosporaceae
Exons: 3
Coding region: 1-621 (206 amino acids)
Source: RefSeq, a predicted model, not a curated record